AUGGGCAGACCGAUGGAGGCGAACAUUCACAAUCCUUCCGUUGGCGGCCAGGCUGCAAACACCUCCUCUGCUUCUGCUUCAAACGGCACUUCGUCGCGAGACCGCAUUCUAGCUCUCAUGAAAAGAAAAGACGCUCUGGAGGCAGAAAUAAGUGCUCUCAGCGCUGUUCUAGACACUCAUGGAGCCAAUAUGCAAACGCCUUUGACAACAUUUGAUGGAUAUCCAAGGGAUGACAUCGAUGUCGCACAAAUUAACGAUGUGAAGGCCUUGAUGAUCGAGAUUGAGAAAGCUCUUCAUGCACACCAUGCCGAACCAACUGGGACAUCCACCAGCGCGGAUUCAUCGUCGACUUCGGCUGCACCACCUACAACAGCACCCCAGACAGAGACACCAGUAAUCGAAGCGGUAUUUGCAGUUGUUGACCAGGUUUCUCCAUCGUCACCGGCAGAACAAGCUGGUGUUCAAGUGGGCGACAAGGUAAAGAGGUUUGGAUCGGUAGGAGCUUUGAACCAUGAAAAACUAGCCAAAGUUGCUGCCGAGGUUCAACAGAAUGAAAAUGUGAGACCUUCAUCCUUCCCCCAGCUGCAUGCAGCCUGCAGGCUUGUUGGGAGAGUUUUGAAACUGACGACGACGACUCAUGCGUAUUACUCAGCGAAUCAUAUCGGUUCUGGUGUGCCGUGCGAUUGGCGAUGGGGAGCAGGAUCUGGAGCUGCAGUUGACACCUCGACGAGAUUGGGGUGGUCGAGGGAUGCUGGGAUGUCACUUGCUUCCAUUAUAAUCGUGCCUCCUUGCCGCCUACCGGUCGCCUCGUUUGGAUGCAUUGGAACACCUGUUGUUUUUCUUGAUCGGACUGGCCUGGCAUGA
Orbilia oligospora ATCC 24927 is the source of this 864-nucleotide messenger RNA. RefSeq lists its product as uncharacterized. The record is from RefSeq and is a predicted model, not a curated record. Gene Ontology annotation, molecular function: protein binding. Gene Ontology annotation, cellular component: nucleus; cytoplasm. The transcript has 3 exons. Lineage: Eukaryota; Fungi; Ascomycota; Orbiliomycetes; Orbiliales; Orbiliaceae. Bases 1 to 864 code for a protein of 287 amino acids. Gene Ontology annotation, biological process: proteasome regulatory particle assembly.